Toxotes jaculatrix (banded archerfish) is the source of this 3749-nucleotide messenger RNA. RefSeq names its product probable polypeptide N-acetylgalactosaminyltransferase 8. Bases 3 to 1868 code for a protein of 621 amino acids. The record is from RefSeq and is a predicted model, not a curated record. Gene Ontology annotation, cellular component: Golgi apparatus. The transcript has 11 exons. Lineage: Eukaryota; Metazoa; Chordata; Actinopteri; Toxotidae.
ACAUGCUCAGAGGCAACAAGAUGAGAUCUGGCUGGAUUAAAGGAUCACUUCUGGGCUUUGUCGUGGCUUUUGCCUUGUUAUAUCUCAGCUCCAUAAAACAUGAGGUCCAUACCCAUUCAGAGAGACUCCAGAGGGCCCACCAGAAUGACUCCAUCAGGGGACAGGGAAUGCUUAAGAGGAUGGACAAAAUGGAAGCAGACAUCAACAGGCUGCUCAAUCUGAUGAAUAAAAUUGAAAAGAAGGAACCGGUGGCACAGAACGCAGAGGUGAAGAAGGAGAGGAAGGUGGUGAGGAAGCUGUUCCCAAACUCGGCUCUGUUCAGGAAGUGGGGAGACGAGCUGUCAGAGGAGGAGCAGAAGGAGGCAGAGAAGUUGUUUCAGAGAUACGGCUACAACGCCUUCCUCAGUGACAGGCUCCCUCUCAACAGAGAGAUCCCUGACACCAGACACCCCAGGUGUGCUGAGAAGAAGUACCCAGAGGAUCUGCCUUCCAUCAGUGUUGUGUUAAUAUACCUGGACGAAGCUCUUUCUGUCAUCAAAAGGGCCAUCCGUAGCAUCAUUGACAAGACACCAGCUCGUCUGCUGAAAGAAAUCAUUCUGGUAGACGAUCACAGCAGUAACGAGGAUCUAAUGGAGAAGCUGGAUGAAUACAUCACCUUGAUCCACGAGGAGCGUCCAGGCCUGGUGAAGAAAGUCCAGCACUCUCAGCAGCUCGGCCUCACGCAAGCCAGACUGUCUGGAUGGAAGGCUGCUGCAGGGGACGUGGUGGCCAUCUUGGAUGCUCACAUAGAAGUCCAUGUGCAAUGGGCAGAGCCACUGUUAGCUCGCAUUAAAGAGGACCGCACCGUGAUACUGACGCCAGUGUUUGACAAAGUCAAUUUUGAUGACUUGACGCUGAUACCCUACAUACCUGCGGCCGAUGCCUUCGACUGGGCUCUGUGGUGCAUGUACGAGUCCUUCAGACCUGAGUGGUACGAUUUGAAGGACGAGUCACAACCUGGCAAGAGUCCGUCAAUCAUGGGGAUUCUUGUUGCUGACCGCAAGUUCUUCGGCGAGAUUGGAAGCCUCGACGGUGGAAUGAAGAUAUACGGUGGUGAAAACGUGGAGCUCGGCAUCCGGGUGUGGCUUUGUGGAGGCAGCAUAGAGGUUAUACCUUGCUCUAAAAUUGCCCACAUUGAACGAGCAUCAAAGCCCUACCUCCCAGACCUGAGUGUGAUGGUGAAGCGUAAUGCGCUGAGGGUGGCAGAGGUGUGGUUGGAUGAAUAUAAAUAUAAUGUCAACAUUGCCUGGAACCUUCCCCUGGAGAAUCAUGGGAUAGACAUCGGGGAUGUGUCAGAGAGGAAGAAGCUGAGAGAGAGGCUGAACUGUAAGCCCUUUAAGUGGUAUCUGGAUAAUGUAUACCCCAUGCUGGACCCCCUGGAUGACCUGAUUGGCUAUGGAGCUCUGAUAAGUGAUCUGAAGCCAGAACUCUGUAUCGAUCAGGGCCCAGUGCCUGGAAACACACCUAUUGUUUAUGCGUGCCACUACUACUCACCUCAGCAUUGUUAUUACCGCUCCAAUGGACAACUCUACAUCGGCGGAAUCAAAUCUCACAAGUACAACAGUAACCGCUGUCUGGUGGACUCCGGCACUGGAGUCUACCCUGGACUGUAUGAGUGCAGAACGGCCCAGCAAAAGAAGUUCCACAUGCUAUGGGAUUUUAAACAGGAUGGACCUAUCCAGAACAGAGAAACAAAGAGAUGCCUGGAAAUCGCGAUGGGUGAAGACGGCUAUUACAAACUUGUUGUACAGCAGUGCAGUGGUCAGAACUGGAAAAUACAAAACCUCAUCCAAAACCACCUGGUGGGCAGGCCCCGGAAGUCAGGAUAAUAAAUGAGCCAUUAUUGAUAGAAUAUAGAAGAACUUUUGACCUUUGAAUUUGGAACUGAAUUUCAUCUUUGGGGUGAGUUUACAUUUGAGUUUACAUUUUGCACUGGACAACUUGGAUUCUCAGGAUUGUGAUUGUUUUUAUUUAAUUCUUGUUUUGUCAUCAUGUGAUUUUGACAAAUGUAACUUUGUAACAUAAAAUACUAACUACCACUGAGUAGUUAUUUUUCUUUUUUCUUAGUUUUGAACACAAAACAGCUUUUACAGUUUUUGUUUAAAAAUUAAGACAAAAAAUGGCUGUGGAUGACUUUGACUUUGAAUGUUGUUUCACUAAACACUCUGUUUAGAAGUAAACACAGUUCAGAGGCUCCUAUGUACCUGCCUUCCUUUGCCACACCAGGGUAUGCUACACUCUUAUCAGCCUUUCCUUUACACAAGAAAUGUAGAUCCAAGGAGGUACUUUGCAUUGAAUCUGAAUUGUUUAAAUAAAGGCUGGUAAAAGCUCACAGAUGUUUGUGUAGUGCUAAACUAAAUCAAACAUUCAAGUCAAACAGGAUCCUUUACAGUUUGGCUGUCAUGAGUUACCAGCAAUGAAAGCGUCCCAUUUGUUCUGCCACAUGACGCGGCCUGUAUCCUUCAGGUGACCUGGUAGCGAGCUGUACCUGCAGGCAAAAGAAACUUGCAAUGAUACUGGACUCAUGAAACUGUGAAAUGUGUUAUAGGAUAGCUUCAUUGUAGGCUGGAAAUCACAUAUUCUCUACUGCAAUUAAAACCUUCUGUGAAUUUUUUCUACUUUCCCAGGCUUUGAUUUCCAUUCACUUCUGUUCUAAGUCUCUGCAAAUUAACUUGCACAGACUUAGAACUUGCCAGUUUGCCACCAAUGGUUUUUGUAAGAGGUUAAAUUGUUCCUGUGCUGCUAUAUUUUCAGACAGGGAUGUCUUUAAUUUUCUCUUUGGUGCUGCAUUCAAGGACACCCCAACAUCUGAAUCCAGGAGACAAAUGCUAAGCAAAUAUGGCCACAGUGAAAAAGAUAAUUUUGGCUACACGUUGCUGUUGGUCCAUUUCAUGAAAAGUAAUUUGCGAGCACUUUGCGAGGCCUACAGAGCUCUUACAUUAACAGGGUUCAAGUAUGGCAUCUGUUUCGAUUACUGAAAUGUGUCAAAAUUUAGUCAAGGUUUCAGAUGUUAGAGGGGCCACUGAACACACCACCAGGAAGAGGUUUUUGAACAAGACCCUGUCCUUCACUACAUUAUAUUAAUUUGGCAACAGUUUUUUUUUUUUUUUUUUUUACUUAUUAAAACCAAUGGUGGCCUGAAAGAUAGGAAAUUGAUCUAAAAUGAUUUCUUAGUACAAAAUCUGUUGUUAACAUGUUAAAAGAUAAAAGGCCAAAGUAACAUCAAAAACAGACAUGAGAGAAACAAAAUCAGUUGAUUCUGACCUGAUAGAGUUGACAGCCAGUUCUUUCAGAGUGCCCAGGUUUGCUUUCAAUCCUCCGAUGCCCACAAAGGCCUGAUAGAAGUCGUAGGAGAGGCCUGUGGUACCGAACAGAGACGGGUCAUCAGAGCUGAUCACCAUCGGGUGGCCCUCAGACAUCAGCACAGCGGCAGGGUGGUUCCUAAGGUCUGAUACAAGCUUCAGCACCUGGAAAUCAGACGUUAAAUACACACAGACACUUACUUACAGUAUAUGACGACAGGUAUGCUUUUUUUUCUGUUGUGCCAAAGAAUAUGUUAAUCUAACCUGAUUUGAGAUGGGGCACAGCUCCACGGCCACAUUUCUUUUCCUAGAAAGCUCUUUGGCGAGUGGAUGGUGUGCCAAAGCGUAGCCGUGCCCAAUGCGUGUGGUGUUGAACAGAAGGGCAUCAAGAAUGUUUUGAUCUAUGUC